AUGAAGUUCUCUGCCGUUAUUGCCUUGCUCCUUCCCCUCUCCGGCGUCCUCGCUUCACCAGUCACAGACCCUGGCCCUAUUGGCAUCGUAAGAGACGAACAUAUCACAGGAACUGGGCCCUUGAGCGUCGAUCAGAGCGAAGCUGAUUUGGUGGGUCGUGACAUCUUUGCACGCUCCACUCGGAAGUGCAAGAUCGUCAACGUCUCGAACCGCGCCUUCUGCCGCAGUGGACCUGGCACCAACUAUCCGAUCAUGUACUCGGUGUACAAGGGCCAGGAGUACAAGUUUGAUUGCUACAAGAAGGGAACUUGUCAUGAAGGCAACUGCACUUGGGACCGCCUCCCGCAUGCUGAAGGGUAUUGCUACGUGUCUGGCGCCUACACCGACAGCCGAUGCACUAAAGGCCAGGUACGAGGCAUUGUCGUACACUUGGGGGGAUCCCGAGCCAACCAAGAGAAUCUUGGUAAAUGGGCUACCGUUCUGGAUCUCUGCGAACCUCUCUUCACAGCGCUGAGGCAACUUCGGCUCUCGGAACGACCCCGACUGCUAUGGAUAGAUGCUAUCUGCAUCAAUCAAAACGACCUAAUUGAGAAAGCAGGCCAGGUGGGGAUGAUGUUCAGCAUCUAUCUCAAGGCGUACAGGGUUGUUGUCUGGCUGGGUCAAGCGACUGAUGAUGACGAAUAUCUCUUUAAACUGCUCGAGACCUACGGCAGGGAGGGUAUGGGUGAUAUCCGUGGAGCGGUCGAGGACUCAAGAGCACGGAGAGCAGCUACUGAGCUCAUCCAGACCAAGCCAUGGUUCUAG
Messenger RNA from Fusarium verticillioides 7600, 804 nucleotides. RefSeq lists its product as hypothetical. Bases 1 to 804 code for a protein of 267 amino acids. The record is from RefSeq and is a predicted model, not a curated record. The transcript has 3 exons. Lineage: Eukaryota; Fungi; Ascomycota; Sordariomycetes; Hypocreales; Nectriaceae.